Gallus gallus (chicken) is the source of this 3490-nucleotide messenger RNA. RefSeq names its product GTPase, IMAP family member 8 (gene GIMAP8). The record is from RefSeq and is a predicted model, not a curated record. The transcript is spliced from 8 exons. NCBI's taxonomy places the organism in Eukaryota, Metazoa, Chordata, Aves, Galliformes, Phasianidae. Gene Ontology annotation, molecular function: GTP binding; ATP hydrolysis activity. The coding region runs from base 98 to 3055 and encodes 985 amino acids.
AGAGCGCGACCGUUCGCCGGGUGAGCGGGAGCGGAGCGGAGCCGUCGGUGCCGGAGCGGGCAGGGAGCGGAACCGAGGCGGCCGCAGCUCCGCGUCCAUGGCGGACCGCGCCGCGGAGACGGGAGCGGCGGUCCCCCCCCGGGACUGCGCCUCCUCCGAGUCCCCCGCAGAGGCGGUCGGGACGGAGAGGCGCGGCACGGAGCGGGAGGAGGACGGCGAGGAAGAGAAGUCGGGGGCGGGCGGCCCCGACGGCAGCGAGCCGAAGCGAAGGGAAAGCGGUGCGAGAGCCGAAAGCGCCGAGAAAGGGCACGAGAGCGGGGAUGGGGCGUGCGGGAGCACGGCGGAAAAGAGAGGGGAGCCGCGGGACGGCGCGCCCGUGGGUGGAGGAUCCCAGCUGAGGAUACUGCUGGUGGGCAAGACGGGGAGUGGGAAGAGUGCGACAGGGAACACCAUCCUUGGGAUGGAGGUGUUUGAAUCAAAGUUAUCAGACAGUUCGGUAACCUCUGACUACAGCAAAGCUGAGGGAAGCUUCUAUGGAAGAACCAUUGAAGUCGUUGACACUCCAGGCCUUUUUGACACAAGGGAAGGCAACCUGAAAACAGCUGAGAAGAUUAAGAAUGGCCUUCGAUACCUCUCUACAGGGGUCCAUGCCAUCGUGUUUGUGAUGCAGCUGGGCCGAAUCACUAAGGAAGAGCAGGAAGUCGUUGAGUGGGUGACCAAGAUUUUCCAUGUGGAAGCACAGAGGUACACAAUCCUGUUAUUUACCCGAGCAGAAGAGCUGGAGGAUGCAGAAGGACUGAAGUGUUUCGUAGAAGAGAGUUCAUACCUGAAGGCUUUAGCAGCCAAGUGUGGAAAUCGGUACAUCGCUUUCAGCAACAGAGCCACCAGAGAGGCGAGGGAUGGGCAGGCUGCAGAGCUCAUCCACAUGAUCGAUGCCAUGGUAGAGCAGAAUGGCGAUGCUCCGCGUUACACACGAGAAAUGCUGGAGAAAGACAGACGGAACUUUUUGGAGAAGGCUCCACAUGUCAGUGCAAUGCCAGUGUCAGGACAUCACAGCACAGGAUCCCAGCUGAGCAUCAUCCUCGUGGGCAAGACGGGGAGUGGGAAGAGUGCGGCAGGGAACACCAUCCUUGGGAGGGAGGAAUUUAAAUCGAAGUUAUCAGACAGUUCGGUGACCUGCGACUACAACAGCGCCAAGAGCAUCUUCUGCGGAAGAACCAUUGAAGUCGUUGACACUCCGGGCCUUUUUGACACAAGAGAAGGCAACCUGAAAACAGCUGAGAAGAUUAAGAAUGGCCUUCGAUACCUCUCUACAGGGGUCCAUGCCAUCGUGUUUGUGAUGCAGCUGGGCCGAAUCACUAAGGAAGAGCAGGAAGUCGUUGAGUGGGUGACCAAGAUUUUCCAUAUUGAAGCACAAAGGUACACAGUCCUGUUAUUCACCCGAGCAGAAGAGCUGGAGGAUGCAGGAGGACUGAAGGGUUUCGUAGAAGAGAGUUCAUACCUGAAGGCUUUAGCAGCCAAGUGUGGAAAUCGGUACAUCGCUUUCAGCAACAGAGCCACCAGAGAGGCGAGGGAUGGGCAGGCUGCAGAGCUCAUCCACAUGAUCGAUGCCAUGGUAGAGCAGAAUGGCGAUGCUCCGCGUUACACACGAGAAAUGCUGGAGAAAGACAGACGGAACUUUUUGGAGAAGGCUCCCUAUGCGAGUGCUCUCCCAAUGGCAGGACAUCACAGCACAGGAUCCCAGCUGAGCAUCAUCCUCGUGGGCAAGACGGGGAGUGGGAAGAGUGCGGCAGGGAACACUAUCCUUGGGAGGGAGGAAUUUAAAUCGAAGUUAUCAGACAGUUCGGUGACCUGCGACUACAACAGCGCCAAGAGCAUCUUCUGCGGAAGAACCAUUGAAGUCGUUGACACUCCGGGCCUUUUUGACACAAGAGAAGGCAACCUGAAAACAGCUGAGAAGAUUAAGAAUGGCCUUCGAUACCUCUCUACAGGGGUCCAUGCCAUCGUGUUUGUGAUGCAGCUGGGCCGAAUCACUAAGGAAGAGCAGGAAGUCGUUGAGUGGGUGACCAAGAUUUUCCAUAUUGAAGCACAAAGGUACACAGUCCUGUUAUUCACCCGAGCAGAAGAGCUGGAGGAUGCAGGAGGACUGAAGGGUUUCGUAGAAGAGAGUUCAUACCUGAAGGCUUUAGCAGCCAAGUGUGGAAAUCGGUACAUCGCUUUCAGCAACAGAGCCACCAGAGAGGCGAGGGAUGGGCAGGCUGCAGAGCUCAUCCACAUGAUCGAUGCCAUGGUAGAGCAGAAUGGCGAUGCUCCGCGUUACACACGAGAAAUGCUGGAGAAAGACAGACGGAACUUUUUGGAGAAGGCUCCCCAUGUGAGUGCAGUCCCAGUGUCAGGACACCACAGCACAGGAUCCCAGCUGAGCAUCAUCCUCGUGGGCAAGACGGGGAGUGGGAAGAGUGCGACAGGGAACACUAUCCUUGGGAAGGAGGCAUUUUGUUCUACGUUGUCAGCACAUUCCGUAACCCAUAAUUGCGAGAAAGCUAAAGGCCACUUCUGUGGAAGACCGAUUAUUGUGGUCGACACUCCUGGCCUUUUUGACACUGGGGAAGUGAUCAGGACAUCAAUUGAAAAGAUUAAGAAUGCCUUUCAGAACCUCUGUGCAGGGGUCCAUGCCAUCAUCCUGGUGAUGCAGCUGGGCCUAUUCACUAGGGAAGAGCAGGAAGUGGCUGAGUGGUUGACCAAGAUUUUCCAUACUGAAGGAAGGAACUACACCAUCCUGUUAUUCACCCGAGCAGAAGAGCUGGAGCAUCCAGAAGCCCUGAAGGCUUUCAUAGAAGGGAGCUCAUAUCUCAAGGGUUUGGCAGCAAAGUGUGGAAAUCGGUACAUCGGUUUCAGCAACAAAGCCACCAGAGAGGUGAAGGAUGGGCAGGUUGAAGAGCUCAUCCACAUGAUUGAUGCCAUGGUAGAGGAGAAUGGUGAUGCUCCGUGUUACACACGAGAAAUGCUGGAGGAAGACACACAGGAAUUGUCUAGGCUUUGUACCAUCCUGUAGGCAGCGAGGGGUCGGUCCGGGAGGAGACAUCUCCUCCAUUGUGCCGUCCCUGUUGUGCUCUGAAGAUGACGCUCUCCUUCCUGGCUUGCAGUUCCCAUCCUUCCCCCUCCAUGCCCUGCGCUUUCCCCUGCCCUGUGUCACUGCUUUCCCUGCGGGCUGCAGGUGCUCAAUGUGUGUGUGCUGCUGUGUCGCUGCGCUCUGCGGCUCUCAGCUCUGCUGCGCUGAUGUUCUUCAUUGGCCAUCUGCUGAGAGCCGGGGCUGGAAGGAGCUGUGCAGGGCUGGGGGCUCGUGGUGCUCGUGUCCGUCCCACCGCAGCAGGCGCUGCCGGUGCCAUGGCUGGAGGGCCUCUGCCUUCACGGGACGAUGCAGGGUGUGCUGUGCACUGCUGGACACAUAGGAGCUCCCAAUAAACGCUGAGCCUUGCCGUGCUGUGGA